AAAGGAGACCAGCAGAGGAUUAGAAGGAAGGAGAGGAGACCAGCAGAGGAUUAGAAGGAAGGAGAAAGAGACCAGCAGAGGACUAGAAGGAAGGAAACGAGACCAGCAGAGGAAUAGAAGGAAGGAGAGGAGACCAGCAGAGGACUAGAAGGAAGGAGAGGAGACCAGAGUGAGAACACAAGUGAGGAUGACGAUGUUGGACUGUUCUUCUUGUUCUUCCUGGGUCAGCAGGCUGAGAUGUCCCCGACCUCACGGCUUUCUAGCCCACGUUAUUACCAAAGUGUGUCUGGGAGCGUUGUUGUUUGGGGUGGUCUGGUCCAUCGCUGAGAAGGAGUGUUAUCCAGGGGGGAAUCUGUUCGGCAUCAUCAUCUUGUUUCUCUGUGCUGUGUGUGGAGGAAAACUGGUUGGACUGAUCCAACUCCCUACAUUGCCCCCCUUCCCCCCUUUAGUUGGUAUGUUGCUGGCAGGUUUGGUGCUGCGUAACGUCACGCCGUACGUAACUGAGGCGGUCCACAUUGAGCAGACCUGGUCAGCAGCUCUGAGGAACGUCGCUCUGGCCAUCAUACUGACCCGUGCUGGACUGGGCCUCGACCCUUCGGCUCUCCACAGACUCAAGGCGGUGUGUGUGCGACUGGCAGUAGGACCGUGUACAGUGGAGGCAUCAACAGUAGCUGUGAUGUCUCACUUCCUGAUGGGCUUGCCCUGGGUCUGGGGAUUCGUACUGGGGUUUGUUCUGAGUGCUGUAUCCCCAGCGGUGGUGGUGCCCUCCAUGUUGUUACUCCAGAAGGAUGGCUACGGUGUGGAGAAGGGAAUCCCUACUCUGCUGAUGGCUGCUGGGAGUUUUGAUGACAUCCUGGCCAUCACAGCAUUCACCACCUCUCUGGGCGUGGCCUUUGCCUCAGACUCGACAUGGCUCAAUGUGAUGAAAGGCGUGCUAGAGGUGGUAGGAGGAUCAGCGGCUGGCCUGGUGCUAGGACUCUUCAUCUGUUUCUUCCCCAGUCAGGAUCAGGAGGAAUUGGUGUUGAGGAGAAGUGUCAUGUUACUGGGUCUGUCUGUGUUUGCUGUGUUUGGGAGCCAUGUAGCAGGGUUUUCUGGUGCAGGGGGACUCUGUACUCUGGUCAUGGCCUUCAUAGCUGCGCUGGGCUGGGGGGAAGCGAAGGGCCCAGUAGCAGCAGUGGUAGGGAGGUUCUGGGACAUCUUCCAACCGCUGUUGUUUGGACUGGUAGGAGCACAAAUCACAGUAUCUACACUGGACCCCAACACAGUGGGUCUGGGCAUGGCAUGUCUCGGGACAGGUCUGGUUAUCAGGGUUCUCUUCACGUUUCUCAUGGUGUUCUUUGGUGGAUUCAACACAAAGGAGAAGCUGUUUAUCUCUGUGGCUUGGCUUCCCAAGGCCACAGUACAGGCAGCGAUAGGUUCUAAAGCCUUGGACAUGGCCCGUGUGUCGGGGGAUGAGGUUCUGGUGAAGUACGGUCUGGAUGUUCUGACUGUGGCUGUUCUGGCCAUCCUCACUACAGCACCUAUAGGAGCCCUGGGGAUCGGCCUGGCAGGGCCCAGACUGCUGACCAGACACCCGGAGGACACACACGCAGACAGGAAAGAGGGUGACUUGGAGGCAGACACGGAGACGCCACAGAAAGACAUGGUGACCUUCGAGAGCAAAUUAUAACGAGAGGAGAGGAGAGGAGAUGGGAGGAGAGGAGAUGGGAGGAGAGGAGACGGAGGAGAGGAGAGGAGACGGGAGACGGUAGA
Oncorhynchus tshawytscha (Chinook salmon) is the source of this 1752-nucleotide messenger RNA. RefSeq names its product sodium/hydrogen exchanger 9B2. NCBI's taxonomy places the organism in Eukaryota, Metazoa, Chordata, Actinopteri, Salmoniformes, Salmonidae. Gene Ontology annotation, biological process: proton transmembrane transport. The record is from RefSeq and is a predicted model, not a curated record. Gene Ontology annotation, cellular component: membrane. Gene Ontology annotation, molecular function: antiporter activity.